Messenger RNA from Pseudoliparis swirei, 4779 nucleotides. It is a transcript of the gene snx19b, whose product is annotated as sorting nexin 19b. The transcript is spliced from 14 exons. Gene Ontology annotation, cellular component: intracellular membrane-bounded organelle; early endosome membrane. The record is from RefSeq and is a predicted model, not a curated record. Gene Ontology annotation, molecular function: phosphatidylinositol binding. NCBI's taxonomy places the organism in Eukaryota, Metazoa, Chordata, Actinopteri, Perciformes, Liparidae. Bases 390 to 3176 code for a protein of 928 amino acids.
UGCUCGUGAGGCCGACCCGCGUCGCGAGCCGCGACAGUUUCGACAUCGUUCUCCUUUAUUUAAAUUAAAAAGGUCGGACAUGUCUCACCCGGGAGAGGACGGCACGGCGCGUGCUGCAAUGCGCGCGCAGCGGAGCCGCGAGCGAGAGCCAACGCGCCAAAACACAGCUGCACGCGGAAAUGUGCCCGUUUAAGCUCGUUGUGACUCUCGGCACACGGCGCCACCGAGAAGACCCGCAGAGGCAUCGAGCCGCCGGGGCGGCGGAGCGGAGGAACACCCUGAAGAACCGUGGUGGUCUUUACUGGGACCUGUAGCCCCCCACGGCCCCCACUACCCCCCCACGCGACGGCCGCGACCCGAGGAGAGCGUCGUCAUAAAGUCUGGCACUCAUGCCCCCCCCGUCUCUUCUCCAGCGUGUCGGGCCAGACGUGAACCUCCGCGGCGCCAUGGCGGAGGCGCUGGGCCACAGGAGCUUGUUGGGCCUGGGCGUGGUGCUGGUCUGGCUGGUGCUGUUCCACCUGCUGGUCAACAUCUGGCUGCUGUGCGUGUUCACCAGCCUGCUGGUGGUGCUCGGCGGCUGGCUCGGCUCGCAGGCCGUCCUGGAGUCCGACAGCGUGGUCCACCUGGAGAGGUUCAUCGCCCUGGAGCAGGUUCUGCCCUCUGCGGAGGAUGAGCGUCACCUGGACCGGGAGAUCCACAACACCGUGAGGAAAGUCAUCAGGGACUUUGUGUCCUCGUGGUUCUCCACCGUGUCCUCCGAGAGCGGCUUUGAGACGGAGGUCCAGGAGGCCAUGAUGUCGAUGGCCCUGGAGCUGAAGAGACGCUCGAGACGGCUCGACAGGAAGGAGCUGACCCAGAGGGUCCUGGAUCUGUUCGGCUGCCACCUUCAGGACUACAUCCGGGCGAAGCGGCUGUCUUCAGAGCAGCCGGCGGCCAAGUGGGGUGACGACGGCGAGUGUCUGUGGCGUGCGUAUUCUGCGGUGACCACGCCCCAUCUCGCCACGACCGGCGAGGGCGCGCGCGUCGACUACACCAGGGCGGCGGCGGACCUGCUGCUGCACGUCUUGGUGCCGCCGCCGCACCUGGAGAGCCGCACCGGGCGCUUCGUCGUCGGCGAGCUCGUCACCUGCAACGUGCUGCUGCCGCUCCUCGCCGAGCUGUCCGACCCCGACUGGCUGAACGUUCUCGUCGUGGGAAUAUUCGGCAAGUCCCUCAAACCGCAGGAGCCGGUCGCCGCGUCGCCUUCGCCGCCGCCGCCCGCGGAGCCGGAGCUCGCUCCGCCGCAGGAGACGCCUCCGCCGAGGGAACCGCUCGGCGGCGCCGAGACGCCGGAGCUCUCCGCCUGCGACGCCGUCGACUCGGAGGAGACGGACUGCUGCAACGCCGAGGAAGACGAGCCGGCGCUGUCCUUCCUCAGGCACUACGUGAGGGCCGGCAAGCCCAACCCGUUCUACCGGGAGAACGACUCUGACCUGGACUCCCCGCUGGGCGACUGCAGGCCGGGCUCCGAGGACUCCCUCGCCGCGCUCGGACGAGAAGACGACGACGGCGCGGAGGACGGCUUCCUCGGCCGCUGCCCCAAAGUCCUGGUGACCUCGGAGCAUCCGGUUAACGGCGGCCUCCCGGACCCGGAGGGGGGGGGCUCCCCCCCGGCGAGCAGGGAGCUCCUGCUGGGCGUGGACCCCAACGAGCUGAGCGUGGUCGGCUCGCCGCGGGGCUCCUCCCCCCUGCAGACCUUCAGCUUCGAGCCGCUCGUCAGCCCCGACGGGCCGGUCGUCAUCCAGAACCUCCGCAUCUCCGGCACCGUCACAGCCAAGGAGCACCGCGGCACCGGCUCGCACCCCUACACGCUCUACACCAUCAAGUACGAGACGGUGGGCUGCGAGACCCCCGGCGGCAGCCAGCCGGGCCCCGAGGAGGCCGAGGCGCCGGGGGGCGAGGACCCGCCGGCCGCCCAGCAGGUGGCCUACCACAUGGUCAACCGGCGCUACAGCGAGUUCCUCAACCUGCAGACGCGGCUGGAGGAGAAAGCGGACCUCCGGAGGCUCAUCAAAGGUGUGAAGGGUCCGAAGAAGGUGUUCCCAGAGAUGCCGUUCGGGAACAUGGACAGCGACAAGAUAGAAGCCAGGAAAGGACUUCUGGAGAUCUUUCUGAAGCUCCUGUGUGCCGUCCCGGAAGUGGCCAACAGCGUGGAGAUGCAGGAGUUCCUGGCGCUCAACACCGACGCCAGGAUCGCGUUCGUCAAGAAGCCGUUCAUCGUGUCCCGAAUAGACAAGAUCGUGGUGAACGCCAUCGUGGACACGCUGAAGACGGCGUUCCCUCGCUCGGAGCCUCAGAGCCCGACGGAGGACGGCGAGCUGGAGAUCGACGGAGGGAAAUGCGCUUGUGAGAAGAAGAGCAGGUCGCGUCUGAAGUUCUCCGGUAAAAGCGUCCCCUUCAUGAACGGCUCCGACAUCAGAGCCCCGGUCUCGUUCAGCUGGGAGCAAACCGGCACGGCGUUCAACGGGAUGUCGCUGGGAGAUCUGAAGGCCUUCAUCGCGGAGCAGGAGCAGCGGAGCGUCGAGCCGGAGCCGGUCGACGGUCCGGGGCCGGAGGGGCUCGGAGGCUCCGUGGCCCCCGGCUGGAGGAGGAAGGACACGCGGGAACCCGCGUCGGAGACGGCGCUGGCCGAGGUGGCGCUGAACAUCCUGUGUCUGCUGAUGGAGGAGCAGUGGAGCUGGCUGUGCACGGAGAACCUCCAGAGGACCAUCCGCCUGCUGUUUGGGACCUUCAUCAACAGGUGGCUGGACGUGGGCGUGGCCAACCUGACGAGCGCCGCGUACUGGGCGUCGUACCUGCGGGUCCUCCAGGACGCCGUGUGGCCGGGGGGGGCGCUGCCGACGGCGCCGCGCCUCCAACGCAGCCGGCAGCAGAAGGACGACAGCAGGCGGCGAGCGCUGAGCUGCCUGAUGAGGCUGCUGCCGGAUCUGAUCUCAGACCUGUUGGGCUCAGAUAAGUACGAGCUCUGCUGGCAGACUGCACUGGACUCUCUUCAAGACGCCCACAUCAACAGACAUCUGGUCUUCUGCUUGUUUGACCUCCUGCUGGAGUUCCUGGUUCCUGAGAUCCCCGAGCAGGCCUUCCAGAGCGGCGUGUUGAGAACCCUCGCCAGGAACCCCGAGAAGCAGCUGGCGUGAGGCCGUCUUGGUGUCCAGAGGCCUCGCCUGGUUCCUGAUGUCCUUGAGCCUGCGUCCGGCUGCAGGGACACAACAUGGCGUCACCGCGGCCUCGUGCGCGUGACGCAUCACGCCAGAUGUCCCGCCCCUUCGUGGCGAUCGCAGCAUUUGGAUCUAUUUGCCGGUUCCUCUGGGGGAAAAGUCCCGCGACUCACUUUGGAACUUCUUUUCUCUGAGAAAGUAGUCCCACGAUAAACUAAUAAUAAUAUUAAUUUAAUUUUAAACAUUGUUUAGGUUUUUCUUUUGGCACUCGGUGGUAGAAACACGACCAUCAGCACUUCUCUGGCCGCCUGAUGAAGAGGUCGAACACGGCGGGUCCUUCGCUUCUUCAAUGUCUUAAAAUACAGCGCUUAGCUUAGCUUAGCUUUAGUUUAGUUUAAGAGGCAAAUCCAGAGUUUACUCGACAUUUUUAAAGGCGCUAAAUUAAACAUUUCGCACAUUAACGCGUCGGCAAGCGACUCAUUUGUGUGACGCUUUAGAUACACCGGCUAACGGGUUAGCACCGUUAGCCGGUGCUGAGAUAGAUGUAAACUUUAGCACCUUUUUUUCAAAAGUUUACAAAAAAAGUUGUGAUUUAAAUUUGGAGAAAUUGUCAUACGUCACAUGUGUUUAUCAUUUUAUUGUCAGGACCCUGUGGGGGUCCACAGAUAUGCCUGUUCUCAUUUAAAAUGCAUCAAAUAAUGUUACAUUCCAACAAGAGAUGACGUCAUGCUUCUGUCAUUGUUUUGCACUUCCUGGUUUAUCUUUUUAAUUUUUUUGAAUUUCUAUUGUGUUAACUUGUGAUUCAGUUUAUUUAUUAACAUUUUUAUUUGCUUGAUUUACUAAUUUAUGACGUUUUCAAAGUGUUCUCGUUAAUGAAGUACUUAUUCCUGGAUUUGGCCUUAAUUAAUUAACUAAUUGAUUAAUUGCUUGUGGCGCAUAAGUGAAGCGUAGCACUGUCUUUAUAUCGUGUUCUCCAUGGUUGUUGUUGUUGUUGAAGCUGUUACUCUUAUUCUGCUAACUGGAUAUUCACUCGAUAUCAUUUAAAUAAUUUACUUUGACUAAAACCUUGUGUAAAAUAAUGUGGAGACGGUUUCAUUCUGUUGUGCCUGAUGAAACGACGGCGUCGGAUCGUCUGGUUCUCUAAUCUGUAAACAACCGUUUCUACAUUAAGUUAUUUUAUAAGAACGAGUCGAACAAACAACAUAUUUUCUUCCACAUUCCUCGUGUGAGGAGACGCAACGUAGACUCACGUGUCACGGAACUUCUGAAGCCGCGUGACUUCUGUAGUCACGUAACUUUGGAAGUCACGUAACUUCUGUUUAGUCGCAUAACUUCUGGAGUUAUUUUAAGCCAAAAGUAAGGUCAUUUAGUUGCUUGAACAGAGUAGUUUCCUUUGAAGACAUGUUUAUUUUGAAGAGACUUUAUUCCUUUAACGUGCAGAAUUGCCGCUCUGUUGACUUCAAUAUGAAAACAAACGUUGCUGAUGUCAUAAGAUGUUUGUGUUAUGUUGAGAAUCUUGUAUUUAUGUUCAUGAGACGUGAUGUAUAUAAAUAUAAUUAAAAAGUGUUUUGCUAAAACUAAA